This is a messenger RNA of Triticum aestivum (bread wheat), 1148 nucleotides long. RefSeq lists its product as uncharacterized. The transcript is spliced from 2 exons. NCBI's taxonomy places the organism in Eukaryota, Viridiplantae, Streptophyta, Magnoliopsida, Poales, Poaceae. The record is from RefSeq and is a predicted model, not a curated record. Bases 51 to 779 code for a protein of 242 amino acids.
CCUGCAGCAUUUGCGUAUUCCAUUUCCAACAGAGAGCUCUCAAGGUGAAGAUGUCGACCACCACCGCGGCCGCGAUGAGCAUGAAGCUGCUGGUGGACACCAAGGCCGGGCGCGUGCUGUUCGCGGAGGCCGGCAAGGACGUUGUCGACUUCCUCUUCUCCCUCCUCGCCCUGCCUGUCGGCACGGCCGUCAAGCUGCUCGGGCCGGACUCAAUGGUCGGGGGCGCCGGCGACCUCUACGCCAGCGUCCAGAAGCUCGACGGCUCCUACGUCCUGCCCGGGGCGAACACCGACGCGCUCCUAUGCCCCGCCGUGCCCUCGCCGGCGGCGGUCCCCAGCAUCUCCCUGUCCCUCCUCGGCCUGCCGAGCCCGUCGCCGGCUUUCUUCAGGUGCGGCUAUUGUCACAGCCCGGGCUACGUGACGGAGGUGAGAGGCGCCAAGUGCCCCAGAUGUGGCAACCAUAUGGCGGACGCGAUCCAGUGCGUGCGGCCCGAUUCCGGCGACUCCGGGCAGGCCGCCGCCGGAGGGGCGAGAGGGUUCGUGCAGGGCGUGGUGACGUACACGGUGAUGGACAACCUCGCCGUGACCCCCAUGUCCGCCAUCGCCAGCAUCACCCUGCUCAACACCUUCGCCGUCAGGGGCCUCGGCGCGCUCCAGGAGAUGACCGUGCGGAUCGGCUACAAGGAGGGUUUGGCGAUUCUCAAGGCGGCGCUGCAGUCCAAGACUGUCCUCACCGACGUCUUCCUCGCCGGCUGCAAGACAGGUCCGGUGUACGACUGACUGACGCACCCAGGGGCAUGGAGAGGAGAACUCGCCGCCGAUCCAUCUAGCUCCGGCCAGCUAUCUAUAUCUAUACUACUCUACUACUAGUAGAUUAGCUUAAUUAAGGGAGUGGCCUUCCAUUUCCUGGUUGAAUGUUGCAGAAUUUAAGACUUGAAUUACUAGUAGUACCGAUGGAACGUUAAUUUGUAGGAGGUGCGAUUAAUUAUGCCCUGCUUUGGUUGCAUUUUCAGUGGACGUAAUGCGUUCUCCUGGGGAGCAAGGCCUGCUCUUAGGAUUGGAUAUCAUUUCUUCCUGUUUCAGGCAAAGUGUGCUUAUUCCGGAAUAGUAUGGUUUUUUGAAUAGUAUAGUAGAUCGGAUUAUCCAAAA